Molecule: messenger RNA, 2868 nt
Organism: Stegastes partitus (bicolor damselfish)
Lineage: Eukaryota; Metazoa; Chordata; Actinopteri; Pomacentridae
Product: microfibril associated protein 3
Exons: 2
Coding region: 1-924 (307 amino acids)
Source: RefSeq, a predicted model, not a curated record
AUGUCAGAGCUUCAGAAUCGCCUCCUGUCGCUCGCCUUGGUCUCGGUCCUGCUGCUCGGUUCCUGGACGGCAGAUGGAGCCCAGAACGGGUCAGAGGUCAGUUUUCCCUUCGGCCGGGACGUCGUGGCGAAGGAGGGAUCCAGCGCCGUCAUCGAGUGCAACGUGACCGAAGGAGGCCGCAACGUCAAGUGGUUCAACUCUAAAGGAGUUCUGCUGGAAGACGACGGGGGUGGGAAGUGGCGGAUUGAAGACGGCGCCCUGAACAUCACCGUGGUUUCCUUCGCCGACCGCGGCCGCUACACCUGCGUCGCCGGCGGCACCACGAACUACACGGUGACUCUCCGCGUGGCCCACACCGACAGCGGCCUGGGGCUUUACUACGUCGUCGUGUGCCUGGUGGCCUUCACCAUCACCAUGAUCCUCAACGUGGCUCGGCUCUGCAUGGUGAGCAGCCACCUCAAGGAGACGGAGCGCGCCAUCAACGAGUUCUUCCGCACCGAGGGCGCCGAGAAGCUGCAGAAGGCCUUCGAGGUCGCCAAGCGCAUCCCCAUCGUCACCUCGGCCAAGACGCUGGAGCUCGCCAAGGUCACGCAGUUCAAGACGCUGGAGUUCGCCCGGCACAUCGAGGAGCUGGCUCGGAGCGUCCCGCUGCCGCCGCUCAUCCUCAACUGCAGGACAUCCCUGGAGGAGAACCCGGCAUCGGAGGCCGGAAACAGGCAGGCGAUCGGCCCGCCGAGCUCCGACGAGAAGGAAGAACAGGAGGCGCUGAUGUCAAGAGAAAGACGAGGCAAUGAUGGCGGCGGCGUUGACGUCAAAGUGUCGGUUCACACGGCUGCUGAGGAGAACGUUGAUGAGGAUAAAAUGUCUCUUGAUGCGCUCAAACCAGGUUCAAGAACAAGUGUUUCAUAUGAGAGCAACAUAUAAUCCGUCUCAGAUCCAGAAAUAGUUAAAAAAUUUAGGAUUUAAAGAUUCAGAUUUUAAAAGGAGAGUGAGGAGAAAGCAACCGGACCUCUUCCAGGUUCUUGAAGAUGUUUCACCUUCAUUCAAGAGGCUUCAGUCAGACAGAGGUGAUUGUGUUGAUGUCAAAGUGUCGGUUUCUGAGGAGAACAUCACUGAGGAUAAAAUGUGUCUUGAUGCGCUCAAACCAGGUUCAAAAACAAGCGUUUCGUAUGAGAGCAACAUAUGAUCCGUCUCAAAAACACAAGGCGAGUGAGAGAUCAAGAAGUCAUUCAAAAGUCAUGGUGCUCGUUAUCAUUUAGGAUUCAAAGACUCUGACGCUUUGAGGUUCCCGAAGACGUUUCACCGUCAUCCAAGAACUGAUGAAUGAAGGUCUUCAAGAACCUAAAAGAGAAGUCCAGUCGCUUUCUAUGAAGCUCCUAACAUGACCAAGACUUGGAGAAAUGAGAAUCUCCAUCGUGCUCGUCUUGUUCCGCUCUUAGUGUCGGGUCUGAAUCUUGUUUAAAAAAAAAACAGCUUUAAACUAAGAUGAUGAAGUCUGACUACAUCUGUUUACAGUCGACGUCCUCCCUGCUUAACAUUUACUUUCAUCUUCAGUCGUCUCUUUUUACUCAGCAGUGAUUUUGAAGAAGGUGCAACAGGUCAAAGUUUGCGUUUAAAUCCCUGCAUUUCCAUCAGUGCACCACAAAAUAUACUUGAGGGAUGAUAGUUUGCUGGCAUGCAUCGUGUUUUUAUUUGUGUUUUUUUUCCCUCUUCAGCCGAGUCUUUCUGCACGCAGUCGGUGCAGCAGCAGAUUUAGGAGCUCGUUAUCCUCCUUCAGAUGUCGUUUGCUGCUUCUCAUUCUGUUCGCUCUGACAGUCAGUCAGCUUCCGCAGAGCUGAAUGUCGCAAUAAAACGUCCUAUUUAUCGCCACGCUGAUUGUUUUCAUGUCAGUGCUCCCGUCAGUCAUUUAGGACUCAUGGGAUGAAGUGAAACAAUCCCUGCAACGCUUGAUUAUCUCCUCCGUGUCGGCUUUUGUUGAUCAGGACGGCAGUUGAACACGGGCUGGGUUUUGGGCUUUAACGUGAAGCAUUUAAAAUGAAGAAGAAACCCAAAAUAUUACAGAGAAUUAUUGAUGAAGCGAACGGAAAGCCACCUGCGAUUUUCACCUCUCUGGGUUUGCGAAGCAGUUUGACGUAUAAACAUGAUUAAUUUCACGUUAGAGCUCCGCAGCGUGUCAUCCGUGAUGGACAAUGUCUGAAACUUUGUGCUCAUAAAUAUGCAGGUGUAAUCGAUCACAUUUUCAGGGACUUUUCUUUUUUUUUUGAUGGAGUUUGGUCUGUAUUCAUGCUGAGAUUUAUCAACUCGGUUUGGCACAUUUAGCACGUUUAUCACCUGAAGACUGCAACUUCGUGAGACUUUAGGAAGACUAUUGAAGUACAGAAGAUGAAUAGCAGGAAUGUAAUGUUUUAUUUUGUUGAGAGUUUUGCACAUGAGUAGGUGGUUCAUAUCGUAGGUAAAAUAUCUCCAGUUGUUUGCGAUACUCCAGUGAAAAAAAGGACAUAAAAAUGUUUAAAUUGUUUGAUAGUUUCUAUAGAAUCAGAUUUUAACCCUGAAAUCAAUGUUGGAGGCCAAACACAUGGUGAGAAACCUCAACGUGCAGCUUCUUUACUGUGUCUCAGGAGGAUAUGUGAGAAAAUUGCAUUUAAAGCUGCAUAAACUGUGACUUGAAACUUGAAAACUACUGCUGAACAAAAGAGUUUGUGGUAACUGUGACUGUUUUGUAUGUGCUACAGAUACUGUACGGGUUUGUGGGUGGAAUGGGUUCAAGAGUGAAGGAGUUUUAAUCAUGAGAAGGGGAGCUGGAAGCACUUCAUUCCAGAAAAAACAAUCCUUUUACUGACUGCAAAUAAACACAAUCAAAAACUUGGA